Messenger RNA from Frankliniella occidentalis (western flower thrips), 1373 nucleotides. RefSeq lists its product as uncharacterized. Lineage: Eukaryota; Metazoa; Arthropoda; Insecta; Thysanoptera; Thripidae. The coding region runs from base 29 to 601 and encodes 190 amino acids. The record is from RefSeq and is a predicted model, not a curated record. The transcript is spliced from 3 exons.
GCGCGAGGAGAAGGAGCUGCGCGCCAAGAUGGCCGACGAGGAGGCGCGGCGGGAGGCGGCCCUGGACGAGCGCCAGAAGCUCUGCACGCAGAUGGUGUCGGUGCGCACCUCCCUGUACAGCAUCAUCAUCGUCCUCAACCAGGUCAAGCCCACGCAGUCCGUGGCCAAGGCGCAGAUGAAGAAGCACGAGUGGGAGCUCGACCAGGAGUUCAUCGACGAGCUCUACUACCGCAAGAAGGGGCCCAUGUCGGCCCCCGAGGCUAACGCCAUGGCCAUGCUGAAGAACGUGUUCAUGAAGGUGGGCGUGCUGCUCAACCAGCUGCAGGCCGAGGGCGCGGAGGUCCCCGACCAGCAGGUGCUCAUGACGCGCGCGCUGCUCCCGGACGUGAUCGCGGCCAGGCGGCAGCGCGCCGACCAGACCGAGGAGGAGAUCGGCGUCCUCAUGCACUCAGCCGACACGAUCGGCGACGCCAAAGUGCCGACUCGAGAUUCGAUCAAGGUCGAAUCGGCCAAAAUCAUCCGCAUGGCGAGGAAGCUCAACGAGGCCGAGUCGUUCAACGACCGAGCCAAGCGCGUCCGGCGCGACGAGAAGUGGGUCUAACGGCCUCCACGUGGGCGGCGGGGGCGGCAAACGGCGAGCAGGUCGCGGCUCUCGUGUUCGAGCUGCUGAAAAAGUUUGGCGUUCUAAUCGUAGUGUCUACCCUUUCCGCGAACGCUUUGCUUGCUAUCUCCGCGUUUAGGGCGGCACUGGCGCCGUCCUCGCGACGGCUGCUGCAGAGUGCUUUCAGAGAGGCUCAUCAUCGCCAGAUAAGGAUCAAAUCACAGUAAGACAGUUCGCUGGAAAAAAGGGGGGGGAGAGAAGUGGGUAUUUUCAGAACUCACCAUUGUCGGGAGGAAGUCCGUUGACUGUCCUUUUCAAACGAAGUGGGGCGAUGAAGGCAGCUCGCUCUCGGCUCGCCCCUUUUGACCCUUAGGCCACUCGUUCUCAGUCUGACCAACAGAGGAAUGGAAGUGCUUACAAACAGAACCGGCGAGGUUGUGACACCUCCUAAUUAAGAAAUAAAAAUUGCAAAGGAACUUUUUCAGAAUUUCUAUAGCUAAAACAUGACUCCCCCAUCCCAUGUUCCCUUCGGACUCGUGCCCGUGCCCUCGUCCGAGUGGCCAACGGCAGACGCAUCAGUGCGCAAGAGACGGCCCGGCCCUUCUUCUGCCGGAACGACCAAUAGUAGAACCCUCUUCAAACUUCAACUUCAAAAAGGGUUAUGCAUUCAUCAAAAUCAAACUCGUCAGAGAUCUCUGCACUCGUUCAUCGUUUUAGACUCACCGUUACGUCGCUUUAACCCCUUUAACCUCUCCCCCGCACGAGCGCGGGC